Molecule: messenger RNA, 720 nt
Organism: Trichoderma asperellum CBS 433.97
Lineage: Eukaryota; Fungi; Ascomycota; Sordariomycetes; Hypocreales; Hypocreaceae
Source: RefSeq, a predicted model, not a curated record
AUGUCUUCCGCAAAAUUGAGCUCGAACCCCCCUCCGUGCUGUCAAACUGAGUCAGCUAAAACACCAGACGCAUCAGAAACUAAAUCUAAUCAAUCGAUCGAAACAGGCCUCGGCCGUGCGCGCACGCAACACAGGGGGUCUCUUCUGGUUUCUCCUUUGCAAAAAGCGCAAAGAUCGUUACAGCAGUACCCAGUAUCGUGUAUCUCACCCCUAGGGGGAGAAAAGAAACGCCCAGCUACUGUUGGCAAUGACUCGCAUCUGGAAGAAGAAGUCGAUAUUUCCGGAGCAAUGAAUGGUACAGUAAUAUUCUUGUCUUCGCAACAGCAGCAAGCUCAGCAGCAUCUAUUUCCGCGAGAAAUGGCAAAUACCUACUUCCUCCCCCAGCCCGCGCUUAAUGUCGCCAAGCUGCUACCUUGUAGCGGCGGUAAGAAUACCGCGCCAGUUCGGUGGGCAAAUCGCGUAGCCCAGCAGGGCCGUACACUCGGCAUAGUGCAAUGCAUGCUGAUUCAAGACCCUUUGAAAACGGGGAGUGUCCGCGUGCCACCUCCCGUGUCAGCUAUCGAAAUCCUCAAGCCGCAGACAGGCCGUUGUAAGCACGAUUUGAAUAGAAGGGAAGGGAGAGCAAGCGAGGGUAUCAUGCCUAGCCUACUUGUAGCAGUUCGUGAAUACGAGGCCACUUUACCUACUCCAAAUCGAGGUCUGCAGAUACUCCCGACAUAG